Messenger RNA from Anthostomella pinea, 654 nucleotides. NCBI's taxonomy places the organism in Eukaryota, Fungi, Ascomycota, Sordariomycetes, Xylariales, Xylariaceae. The record is from the annotation of a GenBank genome assembly.
AUGGCGACCGCUCCACUCCAUCUUGCAGGACCGCGCUUCCGCAUACGCGAUGCGACGCCAGAUGAUGCGCCGGCAAUGACAGACUGCUUCUUCCGUUCCUUCAACGCUCCCUUCUGGCAGUACUUCAUCCCGGACAACAAAGGGGACAGGAAAUGGUGGACCGACGCGUGGAUUAUGGGACUUGAGAAUCCGACAGAUCGCUCCUUUGUCGCUGAAGACACCGAGAACGGCAACAAGAUCGUUGCCUUCAGUCGGUGGAUGCUUCCACAGAGCGACGGCAACCUGGAGCGGAAGUGGCCAGACUUGCCGGAUAGCUGGGAUAUGGAGGUCGCCGGCGCAUUCUUUGGUGGCAUGGAGGCCAAUCGGAAGGCGAUGAUGGGCACUCGACCACAUUGGUUCCUCGAGAUGCUCGGUGUCCACGAAGACUACCAGAAACACGGCAUCGCCGCGAGGCUCAUCAAGUGGGGCACUGAUCAGGCGGACAAGGACGGGCUCGACACAUACCUUGACGGCAGUGAGGUUGGGCAGCCUUACUACAAGCGACGCCAUGCCUUUACUAAGGACGAGAAGGACGUCGACAUCCCGGACCGACCGCAGUAUGGAUCGUUUCACUAUAAGAGCUUAGUCAGAGGGCCGCAGCCAGUAUCAGUGUAG